UCGAGUGACGUGCAGCGCUACGCGCAGUGUCAUCCACUGUCAUCUUGAACACUCGGAGCAAUUUGGAGUAAAUUUUGUUACGUGUUCGUACACGAGGCAGAGUACGCGAGAUUUCUGCCUUUGUCUGGCUGACACUUGGCUGAAUCGUCAGGAACGGGCAGGCCGCGUGACAUUCUCAAAUUCGAAGGAUUCGCAACAAAUUCGUAAACCUGAAACUGCUCCGAGACCCCGAGAAUCGACGAGUGCAUAACCUCCUCACUUCAAACAGUCAUCCACAGCAUGCUCCAUUUUUGACAGCCAGGUCGUAAAGUACGUCACGAUUAAUCGUAAACGUGAGGCCAAACGUCGCACGUUUAACGCGCCCCGAGCCUCCAGAUUUGUCGAUGGACUACGAGAAACAAAAGGACGAAGUCACUGCGUUGGAAAGUAUCUACACCGAAGAGGAGUUCUCGUAUCACGAGGAGAACGGCCGGUUCGAAUGCACUUUCAAAAUAUUUGUGAAUCUCCCUGCGAAAUGUCAUCUAUCGUACAAGGAUUUGAGGUACGAGGCGGAUCCGGCGCAGGAGGUGCAGAUAUCGUAUUUACCACCUUUGACGCUGCAUGUCACGCUACCGGAGGAUUAUCCAUCCACGUCUGCUCCUACGUUUAUGUUAUGCUCGACUUGGUUAAAUCCACUAGUUCUGUCUAAGCUAUGCAGAAAGCUCGACUCCUUGUGGGAAAGCAGCAAGCAGGAGAUCUUAUUUUCAUGGAUGGAGUUUCUUCAGGACAAAACGCUCAGUUUCUUGAAGAUAAAAGAUCACGUAGACAUGGAUUCCAUGUACACAUCUUACAAGAGAACGCUUGAGAAAUUGCAAGGCUCGCCAAUAAACAAGGAAGUGAGUGAACCUAACAAGCAAUGUAACAGUGGAGCCAGCAAGGAGAACGGCGUGUCGAAGAAAACUGGCGUAAUCGACAAGAGAGCCAUUCUAGAUUGUCCGAUCGGUAGAAAUCCCAUUCAAGUGUUGAUCGACUACAACGAAAAACGAAAACAAAUAGAAUUCAAAAAGAAUUUUUACACUUGUAACAUUUGCUUCACCGACAAGUCGGGGGAGCAUUGCACACAGUUUCUGCCUUGCGCUCAUACCUUUUGUAAAGAUUGUAUCAGAGGUUACUUCGAAGUAAAGAUCAAAGAUGGAAAUGUACAAAAUAUCUGUUGUCCCGAAGAGAAAUGCAAGUUUGAGGCUACACCUGGCCAGGUAAAAGAUUUGGUAAGUUCGGAGUUGUUCUCAAAGUAUGAUUCCUUAUUGUUAAGUACUACGUUAGAUACUAUGAUGGAUAUAGUUUACUGUCCGAGAAGACACUGUCAGUAUCCAGUCACUCGUGAUCCUGACGAUAAUAUGGCAAGGUGUCCCGUUUGCCAAUAUGCAUUUUGCGUUCGUUGCAAGAUGGUUUACCAUGGAAUAGAACCUUGCAAAAUUAGUUCAGCUGAAAAACAACAAUUAUUGAAUGAAUAUCAAUCAGCUAGUAACGAGAAAAAGGUUGAAAUGGAAAAGCAUUACGGCAAGAGACAGCUUCAAACGAUAAUAGAGAAUACAAUGUCCGAAAAUUGGAUUAACGAUAAUAGUCACAAUUGUCCCCACUGCAAAACUGCAAUCGAGAAAUCGGAUGGCUGCAACAAGAUGACUUGUUCGCACUGCGGCACGUAUUUUUGUUGGCUAUGCGGUACGCGGCUGAAUCCUGAAGCGCCUUACUUGCAUUACCGAAAUCCAGAAUCUAACUGUUUUAACAUGUUAUAUCGCGGGGUGAUACCCGACGAACUCGACGACGACGACGAUUUCGAUUUUCACGCCGAAUACCUGGAUUAUUAUUCAGAGGACGAAGAAUACAUUAACGAUGAAGAUUUCGUUUUGGAAUAUGAUGAUUGAAUCAAUGUUACUUAUAUACAUUCUAGUUUUAAUUUUCAAAUUUAUAUAAUUUAUAUCAUUGAAUAAUUUUUACAAAAUAUUUUAUCAUGAUUUUUUGGAACAUGAUAAUUGAAUCAAUGGCGUUUAGAGAUUUAAUCUCACUUUCAAGUUUAUAAUCGAUUUUUUACUUAAUUAAAAACUUGAUCGUGAAAUUAGAAUGAAUUUUUUACUGAAAAUGUAGUUAAUCUUCAUUAAUUUUAAAGAAUCAUGUGAAUAUUUGUAUAUCUGAGAAUUUAUCUUUUUAUUGAAAAUGGAUUGUAGUUAAUGUUCAUUAAAUAUAAAGAAUCAUGUGAAUAUUUGUAUAUGAUAUAUGCUUACAAAAUUGCUAUUGCAAAACUGAAUAAUGCAAAAUAAAUUAUUUUUUCAAUAG
Molecule: messenger RNA, 2313 nt
Organism: Monomorium pharaonis (pharaoh ant)
Lineage: Eukaryota; Metazoa; Arthropoda; Insecta; Hymenoptera; Formicidae
Product: E3 ubiquitin-protein ligase RNF14
Exons: 5
Coding region: 384-1904 (506 amino acids)
Biological process (GO): protein polyubiquitination; positive regulation of proteasomal ubiquitin-dependent protein catabolic process; ubiquitin-dependent protein catabolic process
Cellular component (GO): ubiquitin ligase complex; cytoplasm
Molecular function (GO): zinc ion binding; ubiquitin conjugating enzyme binding; ubiquitin protein ligase activity
Source: RefSeq, a predicted model, not a curated record